Molecule: messenger RNA, 2463 nt
Organism: Lontra canadensis (Northern American river otter)
Lineage: Eukaryota; Metazoa; Chordata; Mammalia; Carnivora; Mustelidae
Product: ras GTPase-activating protein-binding protein 2-like
Exons: 1
Cellular component (GO): ribonucleoprotein complex; cytosol
Molecular function (GO): mRNA binding
Source: RefSeq, a predicted model, not a curated record
CUCCGUGUGACGUACCUGCCGCCGCUGUUGGUUGGAGCAUUUGACAUUGUGCAGCAAAGAAAUGGUUAUGGAGAAGCCCAGUCCGCUGCUUGUAGGGCGGGAGUUUGUGAGGCAAUAUUAUACUUUGCUGAAUAAAGCUCCAGAAUAUUUACACAGGUUUUAUGGCAGGAAUUCUUCCUACGUCCAUGGUGGAGUAGACGCUAGUGGGAAGCCCCAGGAGGCGGUUUAUGGCCAAAAUGAUAUACACCACAAAGUAUUAUCUCUGAACUUCAGUGAAUGUCAUGCUAAAAUUCGUCACGUGGAUGCUCACGCAACCUUGAGUGAUGGAGUGGUCGUCCAGGUCAUGGGUCUGCUGUCUAAUAGUGGACAGCCGGAGAGGAAGUUUAUGCAGACCUUUGUUCUGGCUCCUGAAGGAUCUGUUCCAAAUAAGUUUUAUGUUCACAAUGCUAUGUUUUGUUAUGAAGAUGAAGUAUUUGGUGAUUCUGAACCAGAACUUGAUGAAGAAUCAGAAGACGAGGUAGAAGAGGAACAAGAAGAAAGGCAACCGUCUCCAGAACCUGUGCAAGAAAAUGCGGAUAGUGGUUACUAUGAAGCUCACCCCGUGGCUAAUGGCAUAGAGGAGCCUUUGGAAGAAUCCUCUCAUGAACCUGAACCUGAGCCAGAAUCUGAAACAAAGACUGAAGAACUAAAGCCACAAGUGGAGGAGAAGAACUUAGAAGAGUUAGAGGAGAAGUCUACUUCUCCUCCUCCUGCCGAACCUGUUUCUCUGCCACAGGAACCACCAAAGCCAAGAGUUGAAGCUAAACUGGAAGUUCAGUCUCAGCUACCUCAUGUGCGUGAACAACGACCUAGAGAACGACCUGGUUUCCCUCCUAGAGGAUCGAGACCAGGCAGAGGAGAUAUUGAACAGAAUGAAUCUGACAACCGUAGAAUAAUCCGCUAUCCAGACAGUCAUCAACUUUUUGUUGGUAACUUGCCACAUGAUAUUGAUGAAAAUGAACUGAAAGGGUUCUUCAUGAGUUUCGGAAACGUUGUGGAACUUCGCAUCAAUACGAAGGGUGUUGGGGGAAAGCUUCCAAACUUUGGUUUUGUGGUUUUUGAUGACUCUGAACCAGUUCAGAGAAUCUUAAUUGCAAAACCAAUUAUGUUUCGAGGGGAAGUACGUUUAAAUGUAGAAGAGAAAAAAACGAGAGCUGCGAGAGAGCGAGAAACCAGAGGUGGUGGUGAUGACCGCAGGGAUAUUAGGCGCAAUGAUUGAGGUCCUGGUGGUCCACGUGGCAUAGUGGGCGGUGGAAUGAUGCGUGACCGGGACGGAAGAGGACUUCCUCCGAGAGGUGGCAUGGCACAGAAACUUGGCUCUGGAAGAGGAACCGGGCAAAUGGAAGGCUGCUUCACAGGACCGCGUCGCUGAAGCUCCACUGUUGGCAAAGUCUUGGCAGUGGUACAUUAUUCAUCGUGUUUGCAUUCUUGUUAAAUUUUUUUUGGCUUUGGAAUGUGACACAGCCUUUUUGAUCAUUUCUUUGAUGUGAAAAGCAUCUUUUGGUUAUCAGUUAAAUUGAGGUGGACAUUAUUUCCCCAAUUUCACAACAGGAGUCACAUUGUUAAUUUAUAAAUCUAGACUUGGAGAAUUAAGGACUGAGAAAUGACCAUAUCUUAAACUGUCUACAACAAAAUGAACUUAAAAGGACAUGCCCAACUGAAUUCAGGUCCUUUGAGUCAAAAAAAAAAAAAAAAAUCCUCUGCUGCACAUUUUGUUUAAGUGUUACUGUUUCUGCCUAUUAAUGUUGGAAACACAAAUAGUGCAAUUUGUGCAAUUGGAGAAUCUUGCCUUUUUUCUUGGCUCCCCCCCAAAAUACAACCCAACAGAAACUUGUUAUGCACUCAUCAAAAUGCACUAAUGGGUACUCUGAACUCAUUAACAUUGACAUCUGCAACAGGAGGCAACAGGGGGAAAAAUCUUUCUUUUUUUCCAGUAGAGAAUAGUUUGUGAAAUGAUGAGGGCAUUUUAUCUGCUUGCUGUGACCAGCGUGUGUACACAUAAACCUUAACAAGACUACAAGUAUAUUCCAGAAGGGAAUCAUUUAGUUAUGAACUAAAUAACAAAAAUCAGAACUUCAAAUGCUAUGGUCUUGAAUAUCAGAGCAGAUUUAGUUGCUCAUAUCUAAGAUUUUUCUACCUGCCCCUCUUCAGGACAGGGAUGGCUGGCUGCUCAACACACUCCUCCCUUUUCCUUCCUUCCAGUUGUGUACAGUGAAAAUUGUCUUUACUGUAUUUUCGUUCUCUGGUAAUGUAAUAAGCAUGAUGGUGCCUUCUACUAACACGUCAUUCCAGUCUUGCUGGUGACUUUGUACAGUGUAGUGUGUGACCUGCUGCAAAGCCAAACAGCUGCGAAAUGUUGAAAAAUCAUUGAAGUGUGUAAAAAUUACAGUAUCUUUAAAAUCAGUAAAGUCGACUAGCAUUUUA